This is a messenger RNA of Hyaloperonospora brassicae, 753 nucleotides long. The record is from the annotation of a GenBank genome assembly. NCBI's taxonomy places the organism in Eukaryota, Oomycota, Peronosporomycetes, Peronosporales, Peronosporaceae.
AUGCGUGGCUGUGAUUGGAAUAGGGUGGACGACGACACAGCGGCGACAGAGGUGACGAGAGCGAGUCGGGCGUUAAAGGCGCGGGCGGGCGGUUCCCGAGGCGUUAUGGCGUAUCUGGACAAGACCCGGAGACACAACGCCCGGACAGAUGUGAACAAACUGUUUUUGUUGAGCACCAUCCGCAGGUUAUACUUUGUGUUUGAGCUGCGCGAGAUCGUGUUGGCUGUCUGUGGCCAUAGUGUGGACUUGCAUAACCGACGGCAGCAGGAGGACAAGUGCUGGUCAAUGCGCCGCAUGGAGCGAAAACUCGACGCGUCAAGAGACGAGUGCAGGCCCAGGACGACGAGCCGACGCCGGGACGAAAAGACGAGACGUGAGGCAAAGCGACGACGCAGUCCAAGCCGAAGUCAAAGUCCGAGUCGGAGCAAGCGGUGCCAGGAGGACCGGAAGGCACGUGGACGCAGCUGUAGCUCUGGUGGCGGGUACAAUAAAACGAGAGAAGAUCGAGAUGCACGAAGCUACUGGGCACGAAAGAAGGCUGAAAAGAGUGCAGCGAUCUGGGGAAAUUUGUACUCGAAAGGCACUGUCUCGACGGAGAACGCGCCUGCCUUUAGUAGUGAGGCAGAAUCGACCGACGAUGACGUGAAGCUGGCAGACGUAAAAACGUCGAUAGUACCCGAGCGUAGCAGGAAGAAGCACAGGAGAGACAAGAAGAAACGUGAUGGAAACAACGACAAGGUAGCGACGAGGUGA